Molecule: messenger RNA, 996 nt
Organism: Schizosaccharomyces cryophilus OY26
Lineage: Eukaryota; Fungi; Ascomycota; Schizosaccharomycetes; Schizosaccharomycetales; Schizosaccharomycetaceae
Product: rRNA methyltransferase Rrp8
Exons: 3
Coding region: 1-996 (331 amino acids)
Biological process (GO): ribosomal large subunit biogenesis; rRNA methylation
Cellular component (GO): nucleolus
Molecular function (GO): rRNA (adenine) methyltransferase activity
Source: RefSeq, a predicted model, not a curated record
AUGACUGAUAGAAACAGCCACGAUAGACAAAAAAUUCAACUUUUUUAUGAUAUUAUGUUUCAAGUAAACUGGGAUUUAGGAAGUGCUCCAUCCAAAAAGCAAGAGCCGAAGGAAAACAAGAAAAGGAGGAAUCAACCUGAAAAGACAAAACCUGUGCCGGUAAAGAACAAGGAUCCCAAAGGUCAGGAACCGUCUAAGAAAAAGCAAAAACAAGAAAGGAAAGGAAAUGAAACGACUGGUGAUGAAAAAAAGCAACCAUCUCUUGUUCACGAGGGUGAAAAAAAGCUAGCAAAUGAAGGUCCCUUGACGGCGCUUCAGAAGAAAAUGAAAGGGAAAUUAGACGGGGCUAAAUUUCGUUGGAUUAAUGAAAGAUUGUAUACUACAGAAAGCGAGGAGGCUGUGAAACUUUUCCAAGAUAGCCCAGACAUGUUCGAUGUUUACCACGCCGGAUUUCGACAUCAGAUCGAAAGCUGGCCGGAAAAUCCCGUUGACGUUUUUAUUCGCUUUUUGAAGGAAAGAUACGACAAGAAGCGACGACCCGUCAGUGUGGUAGAUCUUGGAUGUGGAGAAGCUAAAAUUGCCGAAACAUAUGAAGCAUCCAAGUAUAUACAGGUUCAAAGUUUUGACCUCGUUUCGGCGAAUAAGUUUAUUGUAGCUUCUGAUAUCUCAGAUCUUCCCUUGGAGGAUGCUAGUGUUGACAUUGCUAUCUUUUGUCUGAGUUUGAUGGGAACGAAUUGGCAAUCGUUUUUGCGGGAAGCACAUCGUGUUUUGAAGCCGAAUACAGGACAGCUUUGGGUAGCUGAGAUCAAAAGCCGCUUUUCAGACAAAAGUGGUAAGAUCUUUGCUGAAGAACUUCCUAAAUUGGGCUUCGAGAAUACAUCCCUUGUUUUGGGGAAUAAAAUGUUUACGCUUUUUGAGUUUGUUAAACAGCCUUUGCGUCAAGAACCUCAGACUCUUCCCCCAAUCCUUAAUGCUUGCAUCUAUAAGCGCCGGUGA